Messenger RNA from Blastomyces dermatitidis ER-3, 240 nucleotides. RefSeq lists its product as uncharacterized. NCBI's taxonomy places the organism in Eukaryota, Fungi, Ascomycota, Eurotiomycetes, Onygenales, Ajellomycetaceae. The record is from RefSeq and is a predicted model, not a curated record. The transcript has a single exon. The coding region runs from base 1 to 240 and encodes 79 amino acids.
AUGCCUGUGAUCAGCAACGUGGAUGUCAUUGCCAUUUCUGUGUUGCUGGGCAUAUUCCUGCUGAACCUUAUCGCAGUGGCGGGAUAUACUUAUUCAGUUCCAACAUUUGUCAGUACUCUAGAUGCGUUCGUGAUGCUCCGGUUAGGUGCCCAGUUGUCCAUGGAUGAUACCACAGGCCCACUACCAGCUCUUUUAGCAAAUUCUUGGGGAGUAACUGCCUUAGAUCGGAAACAUGGAUGA